GUCGACUUUCCAGCGCGAGGCGCAGUUCAUCACAAACAAGCCUAUUAUUUUGGUACCUUGUCCAUUCGUUGUUCUCGUUUGCAUUUGGUGUUAUCGCGGGAGGUGACACAGAUACGCUAGCUCCGUUUACCUAUCGUGUAGCUGACAGAAAGCCCAGCCUGGAGUUCCUCAACGCUGAUGGUGAAUAGCCACUGCUGCCGUAACGGGCGGAGGAGAAGAAGCCGCAGAAGGAGUCAGCAGUGGCAGGGGAGCGAUAGUUCGGAGUUUGUCUUAUAGAUUUAGCAGUAUUACGUGUAUCAUCGGAUCCUUACAAACCCCAGAAGGGAAAGGAAGGGGAAAAUAAGUAAAGAUGGCGGCCGCGGCCUCGCCGGGCUCCGGCUCGUCCACCUCCUCAGACUGGAUUGUACUGAGAGACGGUUGCCUGCGUUGCGACGAGGUGGGCCUGCGAAGCCUCUCCUACCACCCGGCCCUCAACGCUAUCUUGGCCGUUACCAGCCGCGGCAGUAUCAAAGUAAUUGAUGGCACUUCGGGGGCCAUUCUCCAGGCUUCAGCGUUGCACGCUAAACCUGGUGGUCGUGUCAGGUGUCAGUACUUCGCUGCAGUGGACAAGGUACUUUUUGUGGAUGACUAUGCAGUUGGAUGCAGGAAGGACCUGAAUGGCAUCCUGCUCCUGGACACAGCUCUCCAGCCUCCAGUGGCCAAGCCUGAGGAUAUGGUUCAGCUGGAACUGCCGGUCACAGAGGCCCAGCAGAUGCUGUCAGCUUGUCAGGAAAAGAUUGAUGUGUGCAACACAGAAGGCUAUGAACUCUUUAUCACCCAGCUCAAAGAAGGCCUGAAGAAUACCUCACACGAGACAGCAGCCAAUCACAAAGUGGCUAAGUGGGCGACAGUGACCUUCCAUCUUCCCCACCACGUACUGAAGCUGGUGGCCAGCGCCAUCGUCAAUGAGCUGAAGAAGAUCAACCAGAACAUAGCUGCCUUGUCUGUGGCCUCAUCCAUCAUGGACAGGCUCUCCUACCUCUUGUCAAGCGCCAGGCCUGAGCUCGGGGUGGGCCCCGGGCGCUCUGUAGAUAGAUCUUUGAUGUACAGUGAGGCCAACAGGAGGGAGACAUUUACAUCGUGGCCACAUGCUGGGUACAGGUGGGCUCAGCCUGAUCCAAUGGCUCAAGCAGGGUUUUACCACCAGCCUGCCUCAACAGGGGAUGACAGAGCCAUGUGUUUCACCUGCAGCGUGUGUCUGGUCUGUUGGGAACCUACAGAUGAGCCGUGGUCCGAACACGAGCGACAUUCUCCCAAUUGUCCAUUUGUGAAGGGUGAGCAUACACAGAAUGUGCCGCUGUCAGUGACACUGGCAACCAGCCCCGCCCAGUUUCCCAACAGUCCCGACAGUUCAGACAAGAUCGUCUGCUACGGCUUUGGCAGCUGCCCGCAGUUCCUGGCUGCUGCCACCAAGAGGGGCAAAAUCUGCAUCUGGGAUGUCUCCAAAAUGAUGAAGGUGCACUUGAAGUUUGACAUCAAUCCGUAUGACCCGGCCAUCCUGAGGCAGCUGAUCCUGUGUGGUGGUGAGCAGAGCCAGCAGACACUGACCGAGUCACGGAGACCAACUCUGGCCUGGCUCGAGGAGUCAUCCUCCUGCUCUGACCUGCCAAAGCUAGAGGGAGACAGUGAUGACCAGUUGGAGGAUUCAGACAGUGAUGAGCAUUCCCGAUCAGAGUCAGUAACAGGCCAGCAGUCACAGUGGGAGAGCAUGGAUGUGAGCCUAGGGCUGACGGCGCUGAGUGUGCUCCAGCAGCCAGAGAAGCUCCAGUGGGAGGUGGUGGCCAGUGUGCUCGAGGACACGGUCAAGGACCUGGAGGAGCUCGGCUCCAAUCCCUCACUAAACCAAGCCAAGGCCCACAGCCAGGCCAAAGCAAAGGACAAGGUCCCUGACCACCACAACAUUCCUUUCCCCUGCCUUCUGGCCGGAGGCCUGCUCAGCUACCGCUCAGCAUCCAGCACCCCCAUGGCUGGACCCCCACCCACAGCCCCAGCUACAACACGCAGGACCACAGAUGGUCCCCUUAGGACUCAAGGCCCUGAGCCCUUCCACCCUGGGCCUCUGCAGGACCAGGGCCCCAUGGAGAUAGAGACCUGCAACCCCCAGACUGCAGCCCAGGAGCAGGGCUUCUCUAACCACACAGGCUCCCAACCUCCAAGCCCCUCUUCUCUGACGGCUAUGCGCAGGACUAUACCUGUGCUGCUGCUAUACAGUAUCAGGGAGGUGGAUGACAAGUCCUCAGGGCAGGUGUUUGCUCAAAUGAACAACUUAAUGAGCAAGGGGCUCCACGAGGAGGGCUUCACUGUGCCACAGAUUAUAGAAAUGGAGUUCGACACACACGAGCAACUUCUUCUUCAGGAUCCUCCCAUCACGUACAUUCAGCAGUUUGCAGAUGCAGCGACUAAUCUGACAGGGUUAGACGGCCAUGUAGACAAAUGGAGCACACUGGGUACAGCAACUGUCUCUACCCCGCCACGACCUGGAGCACUGGUGCAGUGCUUGAGGCUACCCAAACAGCUGGAAGAAGAGAAUCUUUAUGUGGACUCUAUCACGCCCUGCUGGGACGGUGUGCACCUUCUGGUUGGCCUGCAACCAUCCGGCGCUGAAUCUCUGAGCGCUACAAACCAAGUGGAGGCCCUCAACAAUCUCAACCGUCUGCACUCUGCCCUCUGCAGCCAGCGCAAAGGAGACCCCCUACACCCAGUGGCCAAUGGGGUGGAAGGCCACCACCCAGGCGAUUCACCACCUCAGACACCCCUCAUCCUGCCUCCAGGAGACCAGCAGCAGCUGCAGCAGAGGUCCCCGAGUGGUGGGAGUGGAGGCUAUCUUGCACUCUACAAGCUCAACUACUCCACCCGUAUUGUCACCUUGGAUGAGGAACCUGUUAAGGUGCAGCACAUCUGGGACCCUUGUGAUGCUAUCACCUCUCUUAUAUUGCUUCCUCCAGAUGUGCUUGAUAGCAGGGAGGAUGACAGUGAAGAGGCUCCUGAGGAGGCUCUCCCCUCCGGGUCCAAAAAUGGCUCAUCUGGGUUUGGAAUGGGCCCAGCAGGCCGUGCUGGCUCUGUAACUGGGACUGCAUGUGGAGCAGCCACAACCAGCAGCAGCGCUACGGUCUCCAGUCCCUUCACCUCUGCCUCGAUCCACAAAGAGUGCAAGCGGUUAGAGGUGGCAGGCCUGGGUCACCUGGUGGUGACCACACGGGCCGGGUACAUUAUGAUACUGGACCUGUCCACGUUGGAGGUCCUGGCCAAGGUGGAGCCGCCUAAGAAGGAGGGGUCAGCAGAGGAGAUGGACCCCUUUGUCUCAGUUACCUAUUGCACUGGGACAGACCGCCUUUGUGCCUGUACCAAAGGUGGAGAACUUCAUUUCCUUCAAAUUGGAGGUGUGUGUGACGAAAUAGAUGAUGGAGACAUGUUUAUUGAUGGCCCCCUUUUUAAAGGGGCUGACCUGCUGCUUGAGGGGGCCAAGCCCUCCUCCAACCCCUCUAGCCCUGGGAUCACAGGAGUGGACCUCCUUGUGGACCAACCACUGACCACAGAGAGCCUGAUGUCGCUGGUGGAGCUGACACGCUUCGAGACGUUGACACCCCGCUUCUCGGCCACAGUGCCACCGUGCUGGGUGGAGGUGCAGCAGGAGCAGCAGCAGCGACGCCACCCACAGCACCUUCACCAGCAGCACCAUGGAGAUGCAGCCCAACACACCCGCACCUGGAAGCUUCAAAGUGAUAGCUCCAGCUGGGAUGAGCAUGUGUUUGAGUUGGUGCUGCCCAAGGCCUGCAUGGUGGGCCAUGUAGACUUCAAGUUUGUCCUGAAUGCCAACAUCGUCAACAUUCCUCAGAUCCAGGUCACUUUACUGAAGAACAAAGCACCUGGGCUGGGCAAAGUCAGCGAGACAGCGGUGGACAGACAGAUCUCCUUCCCCCUCUCCAACGUCGUCCAUGCCAAUGGGGAGAGGAACGGCCAGCCUCUGCUCCAAGACUUCACAGAGGACAUCCAGUUUAUGGACAUAGAGGAGACAUCAGGCUCCAUGCUGUGUCCAUUCCUAGAAGACCACAAGGAGGACAUCCUGUGUGGUCCAGUGUGGCUGGCCAGUGGGCUGGACCUAUCUGGUCACGCGGGCAUGCUCAGCCUUACCAGCCCCAAGCUGGUCAAAGGCAUGGCAGGAGGGAAGUACCGCUCCUUCCUGGUUCACAUCAAAGCAGUGAGUGACAGGGGCAUGGAGGAGAGCCCCCGGCCUGUGUUGAGAAUGCCCAGUGCCAAGCCCCAAGGCACCAAAGCCCACUCACUGUCUACCCUGCUGCAACGGGCUCAGGCCUCCAAGGAGAAGGUCUCUGCAGUGAAAAUGGAGAGCCCAGCACCCUCGAAGAAAGUAGAAAACCUGCGAGGCUGUGACCUGCUGCAGGAAGUUUCAGUCACAAUCAGAAGGUUUAAGAGGACGUCAAUACCCAAAGAAAGGGUUCAACGGUGUGCUAUGCUGCAGUUCCUAGACUUCCACGAGAAGCUGCUGGACGCGCUGUGUCAGCGGACAGAGGGCAGCCCGGCCACUGAGCACGCCCAAAGUCUAAUUCUAGACAUCUUGUGUUGGCUGGCCGGGGUUUUCUCCAGCGGACCCUGCUGCGUAAGAGAAGGAAAGGAGGGCCUGCUGGUGAAAACCCGGACACGGCUAACCGAUAUUGUGCGCAUGUGUUUCUUCGAAGCCGGCCGGAGCAUAGCACACAAAUGUGCUCGCUUUCUUGCACUUUGUAUUAGCAAUGGGAAAGGGGACCCAAGUCAACAGGGUUUUGGCGUAAAUCUUCUGAAGGCUCUGCUAGACAAUAUGCCUUACUUGCCUGCAGCAACAACAGGUGGCUCGGUGUUCUGGUUCUUUGUGUUGCUGAACUAUGUGAAGGAAGAGGACCUGGCAGGCUGCAGCACAGCCUGCGCCUCGCUGCUCACCGCCAUCUCUCGACAGCUGCAGGACCGCCUCACCCCGCUGGAGGCACUGCUGCAGACCAGGUACGGCCUGUACAGCUCUCCGUUUGACCCGGUGCUCUUUGACCUUGAGGUCAGUGGUUCCUCCUGUAAGAAUGCCUUCAACAGCAGCAUCGGAGUCCAGUCAGAUGAGAUCGACCUCUCUGACAUUCUCUCAGGGAAUGGAAAAGUGAGCAGCUGUGCAGCAGCAGAAGGCAGCUUCACAGCAUUAACAGGACUCCUGGAGGUGGAGCCUUUGCACUUUACUUGUAUCUCCACUAGUGAUGGCACACGGGUGGAGCGAGAUGACGCCAGCAUGUUCACUGUGAGUACAUUUGGCGUGACGCCUGCUGUGGGCGGCCUGUCGACAGGAACGGUUGGUGAAGCUUCUACAGCUCUAAGCUCUGCUGCCCAAGUGGCGCUCCAAUCACUGUCCCACGCCAUGGUGUCUGCGGAGCAGCAGCUGCAGGUCCUGCAGGAGAAACAACAGCAGCUGCUGAAGCUGCAGCAGCAGAAGGCCAAGCUGGAGGCUAAGCUGCAUCAGACCACCUCUGCAGCCGCCGCUGCCUCCGGUGUGGGGCCCAUCCACAACUCUGUGCCUUCCAACCCCUCCUCCGCUCCGGGCUUCUUCAUUCACCCCUCUGACGUCAUCCCCCCGACACCUAAAACCACGCCCCUCUUCAUGACCCCUCCUCUUACGCCGCCCAACGAGGCGGUGUCGGUGGCCUUUAGCGCUGAGCUGGCUCACCUGUUCCCCGGCUCCAUGAUGGACCCUGGGCCUGUCAACCUGGCCGCACACAAGAACACACAGAAACCCAAGCCGAGCCCCAUGGGCAGUGGUCUGGCUUUAGCCAUUUCCCAGGCGUCUCACUUCCUGCAGCCUCCUCCACACCAAUCCAUCAUCAUAGAGCGGAUGCACUCUGGAGCUCGUCGCUUUGUAACGCUGGACUUUGGCCGUCCUGUCCUGCUGACUGAUGCUCUGAUCCCUACCUGUGGCGACCUGGCCUCUCUGUCCAUAGACAUCUGGACACUGGGUGAGGAGGUGGAUGGCCGCAGGCUGGUGGUGGCCACCGACAUCAGCACCCACUCCCUGAUUCUGCACGACCUGCUGCCACCACCUGUCUGCAGGUUCAUGAAGAUCACUGUGAUUGGGCGCUAUGGCAGCACCAAUGCUCGGGCAAAGAUCCCACUGGGCUUCUACUAUGGCCACACUUACAUCCUGCCGUGGGAAAGCGAGCUUAAGUUGAUGCAUGAUCCUCUGCGGGGAGAGAGUGAAGCGGCCAGUCAGCCGGAUGUGGAUCAGCACUUGACCAUGAUGGUGGCACUGCAGGAGGACAUCCAGUGCAGGUACAAUCUAGCUUGCCAUCGGCUGGAGACCCUUCUGCAGAACAUCGACCUGCCGCCUCUCAACAGCGCUAACAAUGCCCAGUACUUCUUACGAAAACCAGACAAGGUGGUGGAGGAGGACCAGCGUGUUUUCUCAGCCUACCAGGACUGCAUUCAGCUGCAGCUGCAGCUCAACCUGGCUCACCAUGCCGUCCAGCGGCUGUGUGUGUCACUGGGCGCCAGCCGCAAGUCGCUCCCCACAGCCACGGCUCCAGAGGCCCAGGAGCUGGUCCACAACUCCUCUACAGAGCAGCUGAGGACGAUCAUCCGCUACCUGCUGGACACACUGCUCAGCCUGCUGCACUCCAACAACGGCCACUCUGUGCCCUCGGUGCUCCAGAGUACCUUCCAUGCCCAGGCCUGCGAGGAGCUCUUCAAACACCUUUGCAUCAGUGGAACACCUAAGAUCCGUCUUCAUGCCGGCCUGCUAUUGGUGCAGCUCUGUGGAGGCGAGCGCUGGUGGGGCCAAUUCCUCUCCAAUGUACUGCAGGAGCUCUACAACUCUGAACAACUGCUUAUCUUCCCUCAGGACAGGGUGUUCAUGCUCCUGUCCUGCAUUGGCCAAAGAUCCUUGAGUAACAGUGGUGUGUUGGAGGGCCUCCUGAACCUCCUGGACAGCCUGCUGUCUCCAUUGCAGCAGCCACAAGCUGCUGCCCAGCGCAGGACUGAAGGUGUUUUGGAUAUCCCCAUGAUCAGUUGGGUAGUGAUGUUGGUUUCCAGGCUGUUGGACUAUGUAGCCAGUAUAGAAGAUGAGGCCUCAGGUGGGAAAAAGCAGCUUGGAGGGAAAGAGCGGGAGAGAACUUUUACAGGUAUUCAGUGGAGCUUUAUCAAUAACAGCCUUCAGUCUCAGAACUCCAGCAGGUCAGCCAAAGGCAGCAGCAGUCUGGAUCGACUCUACUCCCGCAAGAUCCGCAAGCAGCUCGUCCACCACAAGCAGCAGUUAAAUCUAUUGAAAGCAAAACAGAAAGCUUUGGUGGAGCAGAUCGAGAAGGAGAAGAUCCAGAGCAACAAGGGCUCCUCUUACAAAUUGCUGGUGGAACAGGCCAAGCUCAAACAAGCCACAUCCAAGCACUUUAAAGACCUGAUCCGUCUGCGGCGGACAGCCGAAUGGCCUCGCUCCACGUUGGACACGGAAUCCACAACAGCCAAAGAAGCCCCAGAAGUAGAAACUCUGCCCUUUACGCUGUCCCAUGAACGCUGCAUCUCUGUGGUGCAGAAGCUGGCCCUCUUCCUCCUUUCCAUGGACUUCACCUGCCACGCUGACCUGCUGCUCUUUGUUUGCAAAGUCCUUGCUAGGAUAGCCAACGCCACGAGACCCACAAUCCACCUGUGUGAGGUGGUAUCUGAGCAGCAGCUGGAGCGUCUGCUGCUCCUGCUUGUGGGGACCGACUUUAACCGGGGGGAUAUCUCCUGGGGGGGAGCCUGGGCACAGUAUUCCCUCACGUGUAUGCUACAGGACAUCCUGGCAGGUGAACUGCUUUCUCCGGGCUCUCUGGAUGUCAUGGAUGAGGUGGCGGUGGGUGAGGAGGCUGGGGCGUCGUCCUCCUCAGCGGGUGCCGAUUCGGACGACUCUCUGCCCCAUCCGGCACCCAUUCCCCUGGUAGAGAGCAUCGAUGAAGCCCUGGUGCCUGAUAUCAUCGCAGGUACUACCGGGAACUCUUCAGUAUUCCAAAGUGCUCCACCACCUCUGUCAUCUUUGGAAAAAGAUAAAGACAUAGACUUUGACUUGCUACAAGACCUGAUGGAUGUUGAUAUUGAUCCUUUAGAUAUUGAUUUGGAAAAAGAUCCACUUGCUGCCAAAGUGUUUAAGCCUAUAAGCAGCACCUGGUAUGACUACUGGGGUGCUGACUAUGGCACGUAUGGGUACAACCCGUACAUUGGAGGGGUUGGUAUCCCAGUGUCCAAACCUCCAGUUGCUGCUGAAAAGCCUGGGUCACAGGGUCUGUCAGUCUCCGUGUCACAGGCACUGGAUGCCCGGCUAGAAGUGGGCUUGGAGCAGCAGGCUGAACUGAUGCUCAAAAUGAUGGCAACUCUACAGGCUGACUCCAUUCUACAGGCCCUCACUUCAAGCUCAUCCACAGUGAGCCAGGCCUCCAACGGAACUGAUGACUCCCUGCUGAGGGCACUCCAUGGAGGAGGCUCUCCUCCUGGUAGCAGCUUGAUGGUCCAGCCCUCGUCCAUCCCCAUGUUGAGUGCCUGCUUCAACAAGCUCUUCUCCAUGCUGCAGGUCCACCACGUACAGCUGGAGUCCCUGCUGCAACUGUGGUUAACACUGAGUCUCAACACAUGUUCUGGUGGCAGUGAAGAGAGCGGAUCAGACAUCUUCCUGUUCAACGCCAGCCGAGUGCCCACCAUCCCACUCAACCAAGCAUCCAUCAGCAGUUUCCUAACAGUGCUGUCGUGGUACCCCAACACCUCGCUGAGAACGUGGUGUCUGGUGCUGCACUCUCUCACCCUGAUGACUAACAUGCCAGCCUGUGCCUCCAGCAACGGGAUGAGCUCUCAGGAAAGCACAGCACAACAGUUGGUGUCUGAUCCCACUCUGGUUCAUGUCCUGGUGCGCUUCCUGUCUGGCAGCAGCACCAACGGGACGAGCCAGCACAGCUCUCAGGUGGGACCCACCGCCACCCAGGCCAUGCAUGAGUUUUUGAGCCGCCUGCAGGUCCACCUGUCCUCCACCUGUCCACAGAUGUUCAGCGAGUUCCUGCUCAAACUCAUGCACAUCCUGUCUACUGAGAGGGGUCCGUUCCAGUCAGGCCAGGGUCCACUGGACGCCCAGGUGAAACUGCUGGAGUGUACUCUAGAGCAAAACUUCGAGGUGGUGUCGGUGGCCACCAUCUCCUCCGUCAUCGAGUCCAUCACAUUCUUAGUUCACCAUUACAUCACCUGUUCAGACAAACUGGUGUCCCGCAGUGGCUCAGACAGCUCUGUAGGUGCUCGGGCUUGUUUUGGUGGCCUGUUUGCCAAUAUCAUUCGGCCAGGAGAUGCAAAGGCUGUCUGUGGAGAGACAACGCGCGACCAGCUGAUGUUUGACCUCCUCAAGCUGGUCAAUGUGCUGGUGCAGCUGCCUCUAUCCGGGGACAGAGAGUUCAGUGGACGGCUGCCACCGGCUGGCAGCGGGGCAGCUGAUAGCAGUGUGUCGGACGAGGAGAAGGUCUGUGGCAGCAAAGAAAGCGUGGCUGGUGGAUCCGCGUCCAGUCAGGGUCCUCCUGCAGGUGUUGCAGACCUGGUGUUAGCUAAUCAACAGAUUAUGAGCCAAAUCUUGUCAGCACUGGGACAGUGCAACAGCAGUGCCAUGGCCAUGAUCAUAGGAGCUAGCGGUCUCCACUUGACCAAACAUGAGAACUUCCAUGGCGGUCUGGAUGCCAUCUCAGUGGGUGACGGCCUCUUCACCAUCCUCACAACCCUCAGCAAGAGGGCCACCUCAGUCCAGGUCAUGUUACAGCCCAUCCUCACAUACAUGGCCUGUGGUUAUAUGGGCAGACAGGGGUCUCUUUCCACCUGUCAGCUGUCUGAGCCUCUUCUGUGGUUCAUCCUCCGAGUAUUGGACACCAGCGAGGCUCUCAAGGCCUUCCAUGACAUGGGUGGUGUGCAAUUGAUCUGUAACAACAUGGUGACCAGUACCCGGGCCAUUGUGAACACAGCACGCAGCAUGGUGUCCACCAUCAUGAAGUUCUUAGAUUCAGGUCCUGGAAAGGCAGCAGAUGGCAACCUGAAAACCAGAGUGAUGACCUCAGAGCCAGACAACGCAGAGGGACUCCACAACUUUGCUCCUUUAGGCACCAUCACAUCCAGUAGUCCCACAGCGCAGCCAGCAGAGGUCCUCCUCCAAGCCACGCCGCCCCACCGCCGGGCCCGCUCUGCAGCCUGGUCCUACAUCUUCCUGCCGGAGGAAGCCUGGUGUGACCUCACCAUCCACCUUCCUGCUGCUGUGCUGCUGAAGGAGCUCCACAUCCAGCCACACCUCGCCUCUCUAGCCACAUGCCCAUCCUCGGUUUCGGUGGAAAUCAGCGCUGACGGGGUCAACAUGUUGCCACUCUCUACACCAGUCAUCACCAGCGGCCUGACAUACAUAAAGAUCCAGUUGGUGAAGGCGGAGGUUGCAUCGGCUGUCUGCCUGAGGCUGCACCGGCCUCGUGAUGCCAGCACCCUGGGUCUGUCUCAGAUCAAACUCUUGGGGUUGACUGCUUUCGGUAACACCUCCUCUGCAACUGUCAACAAUCCCUUCCUGCCUUCUGAGGACCAGGUCUCUAAAACCAGCAUCGGGUGGCUGCGUCUUCUCCACCAUUGCCUCACCCACGUUAGUGACCUGGAGACCAUGAUGGCCAGUGCUGCAGCACCCACCGCAAACCUGCUGCAGACCUGCGCCGCGCUGCUCAUGUCACCUUACUGCGGCAUGCACUCGCCCAACAUUGAGGCUGUGCUGGUCAAGAUCGGCCUGCAGUCCACUCGCAUUGGACUCAAACUCACUGACAUUCUGCUGAGGAACUGUGCUGCUUCUGGCACCGAUCCUGCCAAUUUGAACAGUCCUCUGCUGUUUGGGCGACUUAACGGCCUCUCUUCAGACUCCACCAUCGACAUUCUGUACCAGCUGGGCACCACACAGGACUCUGGAACCAAAGACAGGAUCCAGGCUCUUCUCCAGUGGGUCCAUGACUCAUCGCGGGUGGCGGCCCAAAAGAUGAGCGGCCCCAUGGGAUACACUGGCGCCGGCGCUGGGUCUUCCUCAGCUUCGUUGAGGGAAUACGGCCUCCUUAUGCCUUCACCCUCCCACCUCCACUGUGUGGCAGCCAUCCUGUGGCACAGCUAUGAGCUGCCUGUUGACUACGACCUGCCUGCACUGCUCAACAGAGAGCUCUUUGAGCUGCUGUAUAACUGGUCCAUGUCGUUGCCGUGCAACAUUGUGCUGAAGAAGGCCGUAGACAGCCUGCUGUGCUCCAUGUGUCACAUUCACCCCAGCUACUUCUCCCUGCUCAUGUCCUGGAUGGGGAUCGUCUCAGUGCCCAGUGCCAGUCACUCUCAAGCCCAGCACCACCGCCUCGCUAUGACUGAUGACGGCAAAAAGCAGCACGACGCCAACACCAGCGCUGCGGGACUUACUGACGAUUCCAAGCAUGCAAGACCCCACAUUUAUCUGUCGGAGUCCCAGUUAACCACGCUGGCAGCUGCCUCCCAGUCUCCAGGAGCCAUAGAGCAGCUGCUGGACUCAGGCUUACCCUCCCUGCUGGUUCGCAGCCUGGCCCAGUUCUGUGUCGGCCUCCUGGCCAUUGCCGACCUGCCUCUGCCCGCUGCCCAGUCAGAAAGACGACAUCACCAUCACCACUACCACUCAUCGUCCUCAUCCUCGCACAGUCGGCCGCCUCUGGCUGCAGAGCUGGCCGCUCCGGUGCUGCGCUUCCUGACUGAAGUAGGCAACAGUCAUGCCAUGAAAGAUUGGUUAGGAGGACCAGAGGUCAACCCGCUGUGGACAGCAUUGCUUUUUCUGCUGUGCCAUUCCAGUGCCAGUGCAAGUGCCAGUGCCAAUGCAGGCUGUCAGCCUCUGGGCUCUGGAUCUGCUGCAAGUCCCUCUCCAUCCCAGCCUCAGCCUUCAGGGUCACGCUUCUCCCUAGUGUCUUCUGGGCAGGCAGGAGGACUCACCACCCAGCAGAGGACAGCUCUGGAGAAUGCCACUGUGGCCUUCUUUCUCCAGUGUAUCUCCUGCCACCCUAACAACCAGCGGCUCAUGGCACAGGUUCUCUGUGAGCUCUUCCAGUCUGCACCCCAGCGAGGCAACGUGCCGAUCUCUGGAAACAUCUCAGGCUUCAUUCGUAGGCUUUUCCUGCAGCUCAUGCUGGAGGAUGAGAAGGUCACAGUCUUCCUACAGUCUCCCUGUCCGUUAUACAAAGGACGCAUCAAUGCCACCAGCCACAUGAUCCAGCAUCCCAUGUAUGGAGCAGGCCACAAGUACCGAACCCUCCAUCUGCCCAUCUCCACUACGCUGGCUGAAGUUCUGGAUCGGGUGUCGGACACGCCCAGUAUUACAGCCAAGCUGAUCAAUGAGCAGAAGGAGGACAAGGAGAAGAAGAAUCAUGAGGAGAAGGAGAAGAUGAAAGCAGACAGCGGCUUCCAGGACAACUACAGUGUUGUUGUGGCCUCAGGCUUGAAGUCCCAGUCCAAGCGAGCUCUUUCAACCCCUCCCCGACCUCCGUCAAGAAGGGGUCGCGUGAUGAGCGACAAGUUGACAGCUUCGUCUGGUGUGGACCCUUCAGCCAAAACCAUCAGUGUGCCUGUCUUCCACCUCUACCACAAGCUUCUUCCAGGUCAGCCCCUCCCACCUGAGAUGACCCUGGCCCAGCUACUGACACUACUGUAUGACCGCAAGCUGCCACAGGGCUACCAGUCCAUCAACCUGACAGUCAAACUGGGCUCCAAGGUCAUCUCUGACCCAGGCCUUUCCAAGACAGACUCCUUCAAGAGGCUACGCACUGAGAAAGGUCCUUUCUUUGCUCUCCUUGCAGUGGAUCACUGUGACUUGCUGAACAGCUGUCCAGAGGACGAACCAAGGACCGCUAGUGAGGAAUGUCUGGACGCUGCCACUGAUGAGUCCCUGUUGGAGACCAACCCCAUCCAGUCACCGCUGCAGGUCUUUGCAGGCAUGGGUGGCCUUGCCCUUAUCGCAGAGAGGCUGCCCAUGCUCUACCCUGAUGUCAUUCAGCAGGUCAGUGCCCCAGUGGUGCCCUCCGCCACACAGGAGAAGCCCAAGGACAACGACCAGUUCGAGUGGGUAACCAUCGAGCAGUCGGGUGAGCUGGUGUAUGAGGCGCCAGAGUCAAUUGCCGCCGAGCCACCGCCCAUCAACAAGCAGCAGUCCCAGUCGUCCUCGUCUUCAUCGUCCUCAGUGCAGACCAUGUCACCCAUCCCUGCCCACUCACUGGCUGCUUUCGGCCUGUUCCUGCGCCUGCCAGGGUACGCAGAGGUGCUGCUGAAGGAGAGGAAGCACGCCCAGUGUCUAUUGCGCCUGGUGCUGGGUGUCACAGACGAUGGAGAGGGCAGUCAUAUCCUGCAGUCUCCGUCAGCCAACGUGUUGCCCACGCUGCCGUUCCACGUCCUGCGAGCGUUGUUCAGCAGCACUCCUCUGACCACUGACGACGGCGUGCUGCUACGCCGCAUGGCUCUGGAGAUCGGUGCCAUCCACCUCAUCCUGGCCUGUCUGUCGGCUCUCAGCCACCACGCCCCCCGUAACCCCAACGCCAGCACCAGUGUAUCUGAGCCACAGAUAUCCAGUUGUCACGGUGGGGGGACCAGUGAGGAGCAGCAGCUGUACUGGGCUAAAGGAACUGGUUUUGGUACUGGAUCCACAGCCUCAGGCUGGGAUGUGGAGCAGGCCCUCACCAAACAACGGCUUGAAGAGGAACACGUCACGUGUCUACUGCAGGUCUUGGCAAGUUACAUCAACCCAGCAGGCUCCAGCAGCUGCCACAGUGCUGAUGCCUCCUCAGCAGACAGCAGAGCCCACAACAGCUCAGCACUGCCAGCAGUGCUGCAGGAGCUGCUGAGCCAGUCCUGCCUCAUCCCUGCCAUGUCCUCCUACCUACGCAAUGACUCAGUUCUGGAUAUGGCACGCCAUGUGCCACUAUAUCGGGCACUAUUGGAGCUACUGAGGGCCAUUUCCACCUGCACGGCCCUGGUUCCUCUACUGCUGCCUCUCUCCGGAGACCCGGGGCAGGACGAGGAGGAGGAGGAGGAGGAUGAAGAACACUCUGAGGGACAGACCUCUGUUGGGAUGCUGUUGGCCAAGAUGAAGACAUGCGUGGACACAUACACCAAUCGCCUCAGGUCAAAAAAAGAUAAGAGUAAAGGUGUGGUGAAGACAGAUAGCUCAGAUCCAGAACCUGAGGGUUUGACUCUGCUGGUGCCUGACAUCCAGAGGACAGCUGAGAUAGUCUACGCUGCGACUACCAGUCUACGGCAGGCCAACCAGGAGAGGAAGCUGGUGGAGUCUUCAAGGAAGGCGUCAAGUCGGCCCAAGCCCCUGUCCAUUCUACGCUCUCUAGAGGAAAAAUAUGUAGCUGCCAUGAAGAAGUUGCAGUUCGACACCUUUGAAAUGGUCUCAGAGGAUGAGGAUGGAAAAGUGAUGUUCAAGGUCAACUAUCACUACAUGUCUCAGGUGAAGAAUGCUAGCGAUACAAACAGUGCAGCCCGAUCCCGCCGCCUCGCCCAGGAGGCCGUCACCCUGUCCACCUCUUUGCCCCUGUCAUCCUCUUCCAGUGUCUUUGUCUGCUGUGAUGAGGAGAGACUGGACAUCAUGAAGGUUCUCAUAACAGGUCCAGCCGACACCCCAUACGCCAAUGGCUGCUUUGAGUUUGAUGUGUAUUUUCCACAGGACUAUCCCAACUCGCCUCCACUGGUCAACCUGGAGACCACUGGCGGACACAGUGUGCGCUUUAACCCUAACCUCUACAAUGAUGGCAAAGUAUGUUUAAGUAUCCUCAACACAUGGCAUGGUAGACCAGAGGAGAAAUGGAACCCACAGACCUCAAGCUUUUUACAGGUGCUAGUGUCAGUGCAGUCCCUCAUUCUGGUGGCUGAGCCCUACUUCAAUGAGCCAGGGUAUGAACGCUCCCGCGGGACCCCCAGUGGCACCCAGAGUUCACGGGAAUACGAUGGCAACAUACGGCAGGCCUCUGUCAAAUGGGCUAUGCUUGAACAGAUGCGCAACCCCUCGCCAUGCUUCAAAGAGGUGAUCCACAAACACUUCUACCUAAAGCGAACAGAGAUCAUGUCUCAGUGUGAGGAGUGGAUUGCUGACAUCCAGCAGUACAGCAGCGACAAGAGAGUCGGCCGCACCAUGUCCCAUCAUGCUGCUGCACUAAAGAGACAUACAGCUCAGCUCAGAGAGGAACUUCUGAAGCUGCCCUGCCCCGACGGUCUGGAGCCUGACGGCGUCGAGUUCUCAGAGAGGAGCGCCGCCCUCAUCCUCAAAGAGCUGCCCAGUCAGGACGCAGAAAAGCCGGGUGGCAGCCAGGACAGCCACUGCAGUGAGGGACAACUAUGAGUCCCCGCCCCUUGCCCCCCUCCCGUCCCAGCAUCUCCAACCCUCCCCCCUCCUCCUUAUGAUAAUUACUCUCGAAAAGACUCAAUGGCUUCAGAGCACAAGCCUCCUCUUUGUCAAUAUUUGUAUGUAAAGAUCUAAUAGCAGAAUAGCAGAGAACAAUGGGACGUGGGGAUUCAGAAUGCGAUGAGAUGAACUCUGAACUAUGCUACACCCUUAUUGAAAACAGUCGACAAAAACUUUUAUUUACCUGUAAAAGAGUGUAAACAUUUUGUGCUUUUUUCCAAUUGUGAAAUAACCACUGAUUGGUAUGUUAUUAAACUUGUUUAUGUAUACAUAAUGGCAGAGGAAAAUUACAGAUUAUAUAAGGGAAACUACGUUUAGACAAAAAUGUUUACUGAAUGUUUUUUUUUUUUUUUUUUUUGGACUGUUAAAGAGAAAACAGUUGUAACCAAGGAUAUAUUGGUAAUUCUUUAAGGAUACUAUUUAAAAAAUGAGAGAAAAAGAAAACACACAAAUAACAGAAUCUGAGAUAAAGCCCCUCUGGUCAUCCGUUGCUUCAUUUGAUUUCUCUAGGAUCAUAUCCACUUCAAUAAAGGCUGAGAUGGACAUUCUUAAAUGUUAUGUUAUCCCUUUUACAGGCUUCAAAUUAAAAAAGCACCAUGCUCUGGAUAAACAUUUGUUGCCUCUCAGAACUUCUCCAUGACCGUUUUCCAUUGACAUGACUGUAGAUCGUAAGACUGUGUCAGAGCAACAUGGGAAAUGUAUUUUGAAGGCUUGUGCAUGUGUAUGUGUGUUUUCUGUGCGUGUGCAACAAUCCCCAGUGAGAUACAAAGCUGUGAUGUGCCUUUGAUCUACACCAUACCACCAAAUACUCCAACACAGUACCUUUACUGAUUUCUUUGCUAUUUCUACAAAAUUAAUAAUUCUGCUCCGUCUGACAUAAAAACUGCUUUGAUCUUUUUUAUUAUGUUGAACUCCAGUGAACAAAAAAUGCACUUUCUAUUUUACUCACUCCUUAGAACAGUCACAUACUCCUUUUCCUAGGACAUUAAAUGGAGCUUGAAAGUA
Siniperca chuatsi (mandarin fish) is the source of this 16474-nucleotide messenger RNA. It is a transcript of the gene birc6, whose product is annotated as baculoviral IAP repeat containing 6. Gene Ontology annotation, molecular function: cysteine-type endopeptidase inhibitor activity; ubiquitin conjugating enzyme activity. Lineage: Eukaryota; Metazoa; Chordata; Actinopteri; Centrarchiformes; Sinipercidae. Bases 350 to 15406 code for a protein of 5018 amino acids. The transcript has 73 exons. Gene Ontology annotation, biological process: negative regulation of apoptotic process; regulation of cytokinesis; apoptotic process. The record is from RefSeq and is a predicted model, not a curated record. Gene Ontology annotation, cellular component: nucleus.